Molecule: messenger RNA, 597 nt
Organism: Larimichthys crocea (large yellow croaker)
Lineage: Eukaryota; Metazoa; Chordata; Actinopteri; Sciaenidae
Product: stonustoxin subunit alpha-like
Exons: 1
Source: RefSeq, a predicted model, not a curated record
UCUCUUGAUAUCGAGGGGGAAGCUGACAUCAACCUAAAUGAUGAGGAAAAAGCCCUGACUGAGAAAUUCUCCUGUAAAUUCUAUGGAGACUUCAUUCUUGAAAGCAACCCUGCAACAUUUGUAGACGCAGUGAAGACCUAUGUCGAACUUCCAAAGCUUCUGGGAGAAAAGGGAGAGAACAGUGUUCCAGUGACGGUCUGGCUGAUGCCACUGAAGAAUUUAGGUUCAGGAGCUGCUGAGCUGAUGAGUGGGAUCAGCGUUGGACUAGUGAGGAAGGCGCAAGAUGCUCUAGAAGAUUUAAAGGAAAUAGAAAUGAGAUGCAAUGAUUCUCUGGAUGACGGAGUAGCAGAGCAUUUUCCACAGAUUCACAAAGAUCUAAGCAGUUUCAAAAAAUCCUGUAAUUAUUACACAUCUCACCUCCAGCAGAUCAUGGGGAAGAAAUUUCCCCUCAUCCGUGAAGGUAAAGAAAAUGAGAGUUCAGUAGAACAAGUCUUUGAAGACAGACACGGGUCACCAUUCAGUCAUGACAAACUCAGCGAGUGGCUGGAUCAUAAAGAGAGAGAAAUCAAUGUCAUCUGGUCCUGUGUAGGAAUGAUG